Eruca vesicaria subsp. sativa (arugula) is the source of this 585-nucleotide messenger RNA. The record is from the annotation of a GenBank genome assembly. NCBI's taxonomy places the organism in Eukaryota, Viridiplantae, Streptophyta, Magnoliopsida, Brassicales, Brassicaceae.
AUGACGUGGUAUCCACAAUCAUACGUGGAGAAAGUCCCAAUGACGAAUAUGAACAUGAGACCCGAUAAAUCAAACGGGUAUCCGGGUCGUACUUACAGAUUCUACACCGGAGAGACGGUUUACACUUUUGGAGAUGGACUCAGCUACACCAAGUUCAGCCACAGCUUAGUCAAAGCUCCUCCACAGCUAGUUUCUCUCAGUCUCGAAGAGAAUCACGUUUGCCGUUCAUCCGAAUGUCAAUCUUUGGACGCGUUCGGACCGCAUUGUGAAAACGCUGUUUCCGGUGGAGGAGGUGGAAUGGCGUUUGAGGUUCAUAUUAAGGUAAAGAACGGUGGAGAUAGAGAAGGAAUUCACACGGUGUUUCUAUUCACGACGCCUCCGGCGGUUCACGGUUCGCCGAGGAAGCAUCUUUUGGGGUUUGAGAAGAUUCGGUUGGGGAGGAUGGAAGAAGGGGUGGUUAAGUUUAAGGUUGAUGUGUGUAAGGAUUUGAGCGUUGUUGAUGAAGUUGGGAAGAGGAAGAUUGGUUUGGGUCAGCAUCUUCUUCAUGUGGGGGACAUGAAACAUUCUUUGAGCAUUAGAAUCUGA